CACAGUCACUUGUCUUUCCUUUUCAACGUGUAUAUUUGCUUUUGUAUGUUACAUGUUCUGUAUCUGAGUAGGUUCAAUAUAACGAUGAUGAGUGUGCCGUUUGUAAGGACGGAGGGGAACUGAUUUGUUGUGAUGGCUGUCCUCAAGCUUUUCAUCUGACCUGCCUGGACCCUCCGCUCACAUCUAUACCAAGUGGCACUUGGCGGUGUGAAUGGUGCUGUGGCAACAGAGUGAAAAUAGAGAAUGCCCAACUACCCUUACAACCACUCAUUGCCCAGCCGCAGCAAACAAACAUGAGCUCCAGUAACUCCAUCAUAGACGUCUCCUUCUUCACCUCGCUGUCGUCCUCCUGUCUCACCAGUGUCACAGCUUCUAUGAAUGAGCUCAGUGGGAGAAACCAGUGCUCAGGCGCAGAGCUGCUCAGUAUGGGGGAGGUGUGUGGUGUUUGUCACAUAGAAGGAGGAGACCUGACUCACUGCCUCCAGUGUUUGCAGCGCUUCCACGAACACUGCCAUGACUCCAAUGUGCUUGUGUUUGCUAGAGGGAGAGCCAUCUGCUCGUCCUGCUCCCGGCCCUGGGGCAGCUCUGCAGAGAAGGAGGCGGAAUCAUCCAAAAGCUUACAGCUCGCCCCCGUGGUUCAAAACACACUAGGUCAUGAUCAGAGCUCCUCUGUCCUUGAGCCCACCCUCCAUAAAGAUGAUCUGGACUCCAUCCUGGGAGACCAGGGCUCCAUUGACGGCAUCUUGCAGUGGGCUUUCCACAACAUCUCUCGGCCUCUUCCAGACUCUCAAGGAUACUACCAGUGACUGGUAGAUGAUCUGCACUCAUCUAAGAGCUCUCACAGUUUGAAGUUAUACCAUGAAGUAACAAUGAUGACAUGAACAUACCUAAUAUAAAUGGAGAUUACUGGAUAUAGUGGAGAUUAUAUUCUUGUUUCCUGGACCUGGA
Perca fluviatilis (European perch) is the source of this 948-nucleotide messenger RNA. It is a transcript of the gene aire, whose product is annotated as autoimmune regulator. The transcript has 7 exons. Bases 294 to 806 code for a protein of 170 amino acids. The record is from RefSeq and is a predicted model, not a curated record. Lineage: Eukaryota; Metazoa; Chordata; Actinopteri; Perciformes; Percidae.